UCUGCGUCUGUGUGAAGAAGAGCACCUCACUCAUUUGUAAAUUCGAAAAACACCUCGUCGAUUCUCGCACAGCUUCUCCGCCUCGUCGCCAUUAAAGGAUUGAUUGUCCAACGGGUUAACACUUACAUGGCACCGCUGCGGUGAAUGUCGAUCAUGGCCCCUGCAGCUGACGCCGCUGUGGCUCCUGGUGGCGCGGACGCCGUCAAGCCCUACAAGAUCCGUGUUUCUUCGCGGUACAUCGAUCUCACCCGCCAGAAACUCGAGCUCGCACGGCUCCCGCACGAAGGCCUCGUGGCCAAGUCAAGCUCAUGGUGGGAGCCCAAGGCCGAGGUCGAAGCCCUCAUCGACUUUUGGCUGGAACAAUAUUCAUGGCGGGCGCAGGAGGACGCCUACAAUACGCAGCUCGACAACACACAGUUCCGCACUGCCUUCGCCAACCCGGCCGCAGAUCCCGACGCCUCUGCUAUUCGUCUGCACUUUAUUCACGUUCGCUCAUCGCAGGCCACUGCUGUGCCUCUGCUUCUGAUUCCGCCGUUUCCCUUUACGAACAUCUCGCUGGCGCACCUGUUGGAGUCGCUCGUCAAUCCUGGGGUUGGUGGCAAUGCUUCCACUCAACAGGCGUUCCACGUGGUCAUUCCAGCUUUGCCGGGCCUGGGCUUCAGCGACGCGCUCCCAAACAACGUCCCAGCCAUUUCCUCAACAGCAGACCUGUUUAAUUCACUCAUGCUUCGCCUUGGAUACGACCACUAUCUCGUCACCAACACCGCGCCUGGCUCGACGUCCCCGGCACAGAUUGACCACAAACUGGUCGACUUCCUGGCCUCCUGCUACUCAGAUCACUGCGUUGGCGCUCACUUGAUUGCACCGCCGCUGGCACAACCAACACUCAAGCAGAACCCGGUGGAGUGGGCAAAAUGGUCGAUGGCUAGCGUCCUCCGGCGGGAUCUGUUUGGAUACAAAACGACCGAUUUUUUACAUAAGACGCGCUUGUGGCCAAUUUCACAAGCGGCCACGCCUGCGACAGCAGGUUCUCCGCUCAGCCUGCACUCCGUAGGACUACGAGAGCCAAAUACGCUUGCGUAUGCCUUGUGCGACUCGCCGACUGGUCUGCUCGUGCAGGUCAUGAAAAACUUACGGAUACGUGGGCCGAGGAAGGAAUUCACGCAGACGGAGGUGCUCAACUUUACACAACUGUCGUGGCUUCCUGGUCCGGAGGCCGGCCUGCGGUACUGGGCUUCUUGUUCUGAAAACCCAGAGGAGGCGAAGAGUACAAUGGGUACGAAGCCACGGGUUACCAUUACAGUCUUCCAGGAUACCGAGAGCAGCACAUCUUCAUCACCUGAACAGGCCGCAACGGAUGCUACCGCCCUCAGAAACCCCGCCUUGGUUCCAUCGUACACAUGUCCGGCAUGGGCAAAUGCCAAGUACCACGUCCUCCACACAACACGAGCGACUGGCGCUCCAGGGCUCCUAGCUUGGGAACGGCCUGAGAUCAUUGCCGAAGGUGCCAGGAAUUUGGCAGGCAGUGUUUCUAGGAUCGACAAGCGCCUCUUGAACGCCGAGACUGGUUCUAGUACGGCGGCCCUUGCUGGCGUCGUUGUGGAUGGAGACCAUUCCACCGCUGCCUCCUCCUCCGAUGGCGGUCGACCGGCCAUCGCGUCUGCAGAUGCCACCAGCAGUAAUAACAGGACUCCUCAGCCACCGCCUCUAACACAAUCACCAUCAGGUCAUCUUGCCCCGCCAGCAACCAUUGCUCCUGCCGAUCAGCGAGGACAGCCACAACGCGAGCUUAGCGACGAGACGAUGGUCAGCAGCAGCACAGAGCUGUCCGAUCUAUCCGACAAGAAGCUUUCGAUUGACGAGCGGAUACAGCCCUCCCGCCAUUUGAGCGACGAGACCGCGGUCUCGGGGCUGUCCUCAACUGGUAAUCUCUCAGCCAUCACUGCCACGGGGAGCGGGCCAGUCUCACCUGUCCCCACAAAACCGAGCUCGGCGGGCUCACUGCCGAUAUCACCGCCUGUCGUGGAUGGCGCUGACAAGGGCGAGGCGGAAAGGAAGUCUAAUGAAAGCGCCGUGCCCACGGCGAUCGUGGUCACUGCGGCCGACGAGGACGCAGCUGGAACCGCGCCUCCUACCAAGGCUGCUACAGUCCAGUCAUGAUUCCCCAUCAACACACCCGUCCUUAUUGGGUCCCGU
Messenger RNA from Microdochium trichocladiopsis, 2196 nucleotides. RefSeq names its product Alpha/Beta hydrolase protein. Gene Ontology annotation, biological process: epoxide metabolic process. Lineage: Eukaryota; Fungi; Ascomycota; Sordariomycetes; Xylariales; Microdochiaceae. The coding region runs from base 145 to 2160 and encodes 671 amino acids. The transcript is spliced from 2 exons. Gene Ontology annotation, molecular function: epoxide hydrolase activity. The record is from RefSeq and is a predicted model, not a curated record.